Olea europaea var. sylvestris is the source of this 1090-nucleotide messenger RNA. RefSeq names its product PHD finger protein ALFIN-LIKE 4-like. Lineage: Eukaryota; Viridiplantae; Streptophyta; Magnoliopsida; Lamiales; Oleaceae. The coding region runs from base 91 to 828 and encodes 245 amino acids. The record is from RefSeq and is a predicted model, not a curated record. Gene Ontology annotation, cellular component: nucleus. The transcript is spliced from 5 exons. Gene Ontology annotation, biological process: regulation of DNA-templated transcription. Gene Ontology annotation, molecular function: histone binding; transcription cis-regulatory region binding; transcription coregulator activity.
UCACGUCCUUUCCCAUUUAUUCAAAAAACAGUAUCGAAGCUUUUGCUGAAGAGUGCAAACUCCAGUGUAUUCGUGUUCGUACGGAGGAGCAUGGACGGUGGCGCACAUUGCAAUCGUCGAACCGUGGAGGAAGUUUUCAGAGAUUUCAAAGGCCGCUACUCUGGUUUGAUCAAAGCUCUAACCAUCGACGUCGAAGAAUUUUAUCAAAGGUGCGAUCCUGAGAAGGAAAAUCUUUGUCUUUAUGGAUUUCCUAGCGAGCAGUGGGAUGUUAGUUUACCUGCUGAGGUGGUGCCUCCUGAGAUUCCAGAGCCUGCUUUAGGAAUAAACUUUGCCAGGGAUGGCAUGCAAGAAAAGGACUGGUUGGCUCUUGUUGCUGUCAAUGGUGAUGCAUGGUUACUCUCUGUUGCCUUCUAUUUUGGAGCCAGAUUUGGUUUUGACAAGGCUGACAGGAAACGCUUGUUCGAUAUGAUAAAUGAUCUCCCAACAAUAUUUGAGGUUGUGACAGGAGCUGCAAAGAAGAAAGUAACUGAAAAAUCAUCUGUUUCAAACCAUGGUAGCACCAAAUCCAAGUCCAAUUUAAAAAGGGGAAAACCCUCCAAGUUCGAAGAAAAUGAUGAGAAUGAGGAACUUGAUGAAGAAGAAGAGCAUGGUGAAACGUUGUGUGGAGCAUGUGGAGAAAACUAUUCCUCAGAUGAAUUUUGGAUCUGCUGUGACAUGUGCGAGAGAUGGUUCCACGGCAAUUGUGUUAAGAUAACCCCUGCCAGAGCUGAGCACAUCAAGCAGUACAAAUGUCCAUUAUGUAGCUCAAAAAGAGCACCACGCCCUUGAGAUCUACACCUUCUAAGGUGCUUGGUUUGCCUUUUCUCUAUAGGUCUCUUCAUUGACACUGCUAACUGCCUACUUUGUCCUAAUCCGUCUCCAGGAAAACAACUGUGUUAAGAAAACUGGUUCUCACUUUUGCUAUAUGAAUAAUUAGCUAAUCUUGUUUAUCUUCUUUCAAUUCUUAGCCUUUGGAUGUUGAGAUUUUAGUCUUGCAAGGAGGAUAUGCAUCUUGAUGUUGUCAAUGUUAUUUUAUCCCGUUUAUCGCGCA